GUUUACAUACCACGCUCUGAGCACAUGCAAACGACCGGCCUUACGCUGAAAUACCGCGAAACCGGUUGCUUUACGAUUUUACAUCCUGAAAGAGAAGCUCGUUUCUUAGUCGAGUAGCCGCUGGGACAUUCCAAAUCCUAAUCUUUCUCUGUUCUCUCGGAAACGUCGCGCACAAAUUUUGCUGAAGCUUCUCAGCUCUGAAGUAAAGAUGAGCGAGAAAAAUCCGUCUGCUGAUAAAACUGCCACCUACAAAAACAUUUCAACAACGGUAAUGUUAACAUCUGAUGAAGACGAUCCCCAAACAAGAGUGGAAGUGAUCGAGACCGAGAAGAUACGACUUGGAUGGGACAAUAAAGUCCAAUUUCUUCUCUCUGCGAUCGGGUUUGCGGUUGGUUUGGGAAACGUUUGGAGGUUUCCAUGGCUUUGCCAGAAAAAUGGAGGAGGCGCUUUUUUGAUACCCUACUUUGUCAUGCUGAUAUUCGAGGGAAUACCGAUCUUCUACUUGGAACUCAGUAUCGGUCAACGCCUUCGUCAAGGAGCUAUCAACGUCUGGAGCACAGUUAGUCCCUACCUGGGAGGUGUAGGGAUUGCAACAACGGUGGUUAGCAUACUGGUUGGCAGCUAUUACAACGUGGUCAUCGGUUGGGUGUUGUUCUACUUCGUCCAGUCGUUCCAGUCCCCUCUACCGUGGGCAGAGUGUCCUCAAGUGGCAAGCCCUAACGGCACUGAGUUAACAAUACCAAGAGAAUGCUCCGAGAGCAGUCCAACUGCUUACUUCUACCACAGAGAGACUUUAAUGCACGCCAACAGAAUAGAGGAGAGCGCAGAGAUCAACUGGAAGUUAGCCGUGGCCCUUGUAGUUGCGUGGGUGUUGGCCUACCUUUGCAUCAUCAAAAGCAUCCAGUCAUCUGGCAAGGUCGUCUACUUCACAGCAACAUUUCCAUAUCUGGUCCUCUUUGCAUUCUUCAUUCGGGGUCUAUUUUUGAAAGGCUUUGAAAAAGGAAUAAUACAUUUGUUUACUCCAAAGUGGGAUCGACUUCUGGACCCACUGGUCUGGCUGGACGCAGCUACACAAAUCUUCUUCUCUUUGGGCCUGGCAUUUGGCACAAUGAUUGCCUAUGCCAGUUACAAUCCUAUUCACGGAAACACACUACGUGAUACCAUUACAAUUUCCGUCGCUAACUGUAUGACUUCCCUGUUCGCUGGGAUUGUUGUUUUCUCCAUUUUAGGAUUCAGAGCAACCUACAUGAUGGAAAACUGUGAAGCAAACAAUGCCAAACUCUUGGAGCGCCUCAACUCAACAGCUCACCAGCUGAACACAACUGGAUUGUCCGCUCAUCACGGCAAUGGUACAAACAAUAUCACAAGUGGAUAUGUACUUCAAAAAUGCGAUCUGGAAACUUUCCUUUCCGAUGCAGCCAGUGGUCCAGGAUUGGUUUUUAUUGCUUUCACCGAUGCCAUCAACCAAAUGCCUGGGGCAACCUUCUGGUCUAUCUUGUUCUUCCUCAUGCUUCUAACCCUUGGGCUGGACAGCUUGUUUGGAGCGCUGGAAAGUGUAACGACAGCCUUGCAAGACGUCAAAGGAUUUGGAAAACUAAGACGCGAAAUUCUAUCUGGGCUUCUGUGCAUCACUGGCCUAUGUAUCGGUCUUCCCAUGGUCACAUAUUCUGGUGAAUAUAUUCUUCAGAUGUUUGACAGUUUCGCAGGCAACCUUCCCCUGUUACUCAUCGCAAUCUGCGAGUGUGUCGGUGUUUGCUAUUUCUAUGGCAUAACAAGAUUUUCUGAUGAUAUAGAGUACAUGACGGGUACUCGACCAAACAUCUUUUGGAAAAUCUGCUGGAUGCUCGUCACCCCAGUUGCCAUGUUGGUUAUCCUGAUCGCCAGCAUCGUUCUCAUGUCGCAAGGAAAGGCUUCUUACUAUGCCUGGAACAAGGAAAUGGUCACUUACGAGAAGGUCCCCUAUCCAGACUGGGCAGUCUUCAUCGUGGUUGUACUUGUCCUGAUGUCAGUUCUCUUCAUUCCUGGCGUGGCUAUUGCACGAUACUUCGACCUAGUCAAGUAUCAAAAGUUGGAGCCUGUUCCAUUAAAGGAAGCUGAGGCGAAAUCUCACGAUAACGACUUUAGCGACACAAACGUUUAACUUAAGUUUCAUCAAGCAGUGGAUCCUCAUCUUUAGGACAAUCUCUGAGGCAUAAUAAUAGGGUUGUAUUAACAGGAUGGUUGUUCGCUUAAGUUCCACCUUACUAUGCUCAUAUACAUUUAGGUAAUAUAUUUACUCCUCGACCUCUUCCCUUCUCCUCAUUUUUGACCGUCGUCCACUCCCUUGGUGCAAAUUUCUUUCUCUCCCCAGCCUUCUGCUGCCAUUAAAGUCAAAGGUGGCGGCUAUAACUUACGCUAAGAAAAUACUGAGCACUCGUUCGCCAAAAUUACGCUUGCUCUGCAAAAAGGUGUCUACUGGGGUGUCAAGGGUAAAAUUUUUCUUUUGUUUUCCCUUAACCUUUAUACCCGAAAUCAAGCAUUUGAGUUCCCUUUAUUUUUCUCUAUAUACAUCUAGACGCAACCUUUUGGAGAUCAAGGGAAUUUUCCCUUCCUUGGUCUUUUUGUUUAACUAUUGUCGUAACCUCCACUAGUAGCGUUUUUUUUUGUGAGAAGAAGUUCGACACUGGUAAUAUUUAGGGCUUACAAGGUUGACGGAACUACGUUAUAGAAAACUUGGAAGAAUCGAAGGCAACUUUGAAAUGUUUUGUAAUGUUAAUAAACACCAAAGAGUUAAAAAAUAAGCCAAAAAGGAUGGUUAAAGAUGGGGAAGAAUAACACGAAUAACAAAGGACAAAAUUUUAGAGAUCGGGCUGAAGGUUUCACGAAGCACAAAGAGUAACGUAGUUCCUUCAACAGAUGUUAGUCUUCGGUUAAGUUUUAACCGCUUUAACAUAAAAACAGUCAUGUAAAACUAACUAAAAAAACUCGUUAUCAACACAUUCUCCUAACUAGCCAACUUGAGUUCCUGCCUCUUCCAUUACUCACCGAUCGAGUUGCCGGUUCCUUCUUGUUCUACGACGCAGUCGGUCUAGCCUUUGAUUGAACUCCAUGUUGCAAAAAUGUGCUAUUCAUAGAGGAUGAUUAUAAAUCAUUGUGAAAGAUGUUUUCUUCUAGCAGAAUCGAACACGUCUAUUGAAAAUUGAUUGUAAUCUGAUACAUACAUGUCAAAAACUUUAAAGAUAUUUUAAUUUUUAAUCAGUGGAAACAACUAAAUAUAUUUUGCGAUUUCUACGCAUUUGAAGGCUUUCUCACUUUGUGCAGGAUAUUUCGUUUCCUUUAAUUAUGUUACAUUAAAUAGAUGAGAAAAAGCCUUUUAUUUUUGUAUAAUCACAAUUAGGAUAUUUAACUACAUUAAAAAAUAAUUAAAACAGUAAUUAAGCAUUAAUUUAGUUAGCGUAAAUCCAGUUGAUUACAUAUAUUAAUUACACUGAUUCAAAUACUUUUAAAAAUAGUGAUCAAUAUCAUUUGAUCAGUUGUGCAUUUGAGUGUGAAAUCAUUAGUGCAAUUUACUCUGUUAAAAGUUGUUAUGAUGACUCUGCCCUAAAUGCACAUUCACUAUAUAUCUAUAAGACAUGAUAUUCAGAUUGAACAAAGACAUCAAGUCACUUCCUUGACUUGCACACAUCAAUGAAUUCUAUUUGAAUGAAUCGUAUGCUGCCUAUGAGAAGGCCUUGCCUGCUACUGAUCCCAAAUGAACCAGUAAAAGUGUUCUUUCUGGUGACAAGCAGGAGGUUACAUGGAGUCUUUACUAGAAUCUAGUAUAAUCUGAUGACGGUCACUUGAAGUAUACAAAAUGCUACGAGUUUUGACUAAAACUGAUGUAGAUGGAGCAUAAAGUUAAGAAAUAAUUUCCUUACCAUUACUCAAUUUCUUAAUAUACAAUAACUCACUUUCUGAAUAUAUUACAACAACGUUUCACUAUACUGUAUCAACAUGGCAAAGUGAAUAAAGAUA
This is a messenger RNA of Pocillopora verrucosa, 3993 nucleotides long. RefSeq names its product sodium-dependent neutral amino acid transporter B(0)AT3. Gene Ontology annotation, biological process: sodium ion transmembrane transport. The record is from RefSeq and is a predicted model, not a curated record. NCBI's taxonomy places the organism in Eukaryota, Metazoa, Cnidaria, Anthozoa, Scleractinia, Pocilloporidae. Gene Ontology annotation, cellular component: plasma membrane.